AAUUUCAUUACAUCUCAGGAAAAAAAAAGUGUGCAAGAAACCAAAAAAAAUAAAUUCAGUAGUAGUAUUCCAUUCCAUUUUCUGAAGCUACGUAUUAUUAUUACUAGUAGUUCUGCUGCACUAAACUGACAUCAUAUCAGAAUAUUCAGUCAGCCAUCAUACUUGAAUGCCCUUUCUUUUUUGUAUCGCUACUACUCUACAUUCUGUAAUCUUAUUUUGCCUAGCUUUGAGUGUCGAAGCUGAAAAAGAUUCCACCUUUAUAGUAAAACGUCGCUGUGUCUUGUUGAGGUUUUAAGGAUUUUACUGUCGAACUGUCUGUUUUAGCACAUGAAUGGAGGGAUUACAAGAAGGGUUGAAUGGUGCUGAUGUCACUGAGAAAGGUGAUGAGAGCUACAGGGUGGAGCUGAGAGUUGAAAGCCCCGACCCAGCUGGAGGGAAGAAGAAGAGGGGAAGGCCCAGAAAGUAUGCAGCGGCGGAUGGCUCGAUCUUGGCAUUGUCUCCUAUGCCGAUAUCGGCCUCCAUUCCGUUUACGGGCGACUAUUCGGAACGGCCCCUCAACUCUUCAAUGAAAAAACAUAAAUUGGAUUUUUCAAGUCCAGGGGGUGAACUGGCAUGCUCCGCGGGGGGAAGUUUUACACCUCAUGUGAUUACUGUUAAUGCUGGCGAGGAUAUAAAUAUGAAGAUAAUAUCAUUUUCCCAACAAGUAUCUAGAGCAAUUUGCAUCCUGGCUGCAAAUGGUGCCAUCUCAAAUGUUACACUGCGUCAAUCUAAUUCUUCUGGUGGUACUUUAACGUACGAGGGGUGUUUUGAGAUACUUUCUCUAACAGGAUCUUUCAUUGUAAGCGAUGAAGGAUUGGCAAAAAGCAGAUCAGGAGGGAUGAGUGUCUCUCUAGUGGGCCCCGAUGGUCGUGUAUUUGGAGGAGGACUUGCUGGGAUGAUAGUAGCAGCUGGCCCUGUUCAGGUUGUUAUCGGCAGCUUUGUUUCUGGAAAUCAGGUGGAGCAAAAGCCUAUGAAGCCAAAAUACGAGCACACAAUUUCAUUUGGCGCCGUCCCUUCUAACCCGGUCUCUGAAGAAAGAUAUGAAGUAGCCUACAAUAGAGCAAGGCCAAAUCUCACCUCCUCUGCUUCAUAUCACAGCGACAACUUGCCUUCUGUACAUUCUGAACAUAAUGCUGAGGAUUCUAGAGUGCAAAGCCAUGAAAUAGCGUGCUGAUUGUAUCCCUAUCCCGUGUGAAUCUUUAGCCGUUUUUCAUUAGAAUUAAGGAUUUUAGGGCCGUGCCCUCCUUAUGUUGCCAAGGAGUGUAUGUCAACUCAGAGCAAGGCAUGAUUUGCCUGACUCAAUCUGCUUUCUUUUUUCCUAGUUUAGUUGCUGAGUGAGGAACUUCUGAUGCUUUGCAUUGUGUAGUAAUGAAAUUGGAGACAGCAUUUUCACUU
Molecule: messenger RNA, 1434 nt
Organism: Salvia hispanica
Lineage: Eukaryota; Viridiplantae; Streptophyta; Magnoliopsida; Lamiales; Lamiaceae
Product: AT-hook motif nuclear-localized protein 3-like
Molecular function (GO): minor groove of adenine-thymine-rich DNA binding
Source: RefSeq, a predicted model, not a curated record